UGUAUGUGGAACCUGAGGGAACUGCCAUGAUGCUGCUACUCUGGACUCUUUCACUGCUGCUGGGAGCAGUAGCAGGAAGAGAAGUCUGCUUCCCAAGACUCGGCUGCUUCAGUGAUGAUGCCCCAUGGGCAGGAAUUGUGGAAAGGCCACUCAAAAUAUUGCCCUGGGCUCCAAAAGAUGUCAAUACCCGCUUCCUUCUAUAUACUAAUGAGAACCCAAACAACUUUCAAGAAAUUGUUGCAGAUCCAUCAACCAUCAGUGGCUCCAAUUUCAAAACAGAUAGAAAAACCCGCUUUAUUAUUCAUGGAUUCGUAGACAAGGGAGAAGAAAGCUGGCUAGCCAACAUGUGCAAGAAACUAUUUCAGGUAGAAAGCGUGAACUGCAUCUGUGUGGACUGGAAAAGCGGCUCUCGGACUGGAUACACACAGGCUUCACAGAACAUUCGUAUUGUGGGAGCAGAAGUGGCAUAUUUCAUUGACAUUCUUCAGUCAUCUUUUGGAUACUUGCCUUCCAACAUCCACAUCAUUGGCCACAGCCUGGGUUCCCAUGCUGCUGGGGAGGCUGGAAGGAGGACAAAUGGGACCAUCGGACGCAUCACAGGGUUGGAUCCAGCAGAGCCUUGCUUUGAGGGUACACCUGAAGAAGUCCGACUGGACCCUGGUGAUGCCCAAUUUGUGGAUGUAAUUCACACAGAUGCUGCCCCCGUAAUUCCCAAUAUGGGAUUUGGAAUGAGCCAAACUGUGGGUCACCUAGAUUUCUUUCCAAAUGGAGGAGAAAACAUGCCCGGAUGUCAGAAGAACAUUAUCUCUCAGAUUGUUGAUAUAGAAGGGAUCUGGGAAGGAACUCGUGACUUUGUAGCCUGUAAUCACUUAAGAAGCUACAAGUAUUAUGCUGACAGCAUUGUCAAUCCUGAUGGAUUUGCUGGAUUCCCUUGUGCCUCUUACAGUGUUUUCACUGCAAACAAGUGCUUCCCCUGUCCAAGUGGAGGCUGCCCACAGAUGGGUCAUUAUGCUGAUAGAUUUGCUAAGAAAACAAAUGAAGUGGGCCAGAAAUUUUUUCUAAACACUGGUGAUGCUAGUAAUUUUGCCCGUUGGAGGUAUAAAGUAACUGUCACACUGUCAGGAAGAAGAGUUACAGGACAUGUGCUCGUUUCUUUAUUUGGAAAUAAAGGAAACUCUAAGCAGUAUGAAAUUUUCAAGGGUACCCUCAGACCUGAUAGUACUCAUUCCAAUGAGUUUGACUCAAAUGUGGAUGUUGGAGAACUGCAGAAGGUUAAAUUUAUUUGGAACAACAAUGUGAUCAACCCAACUCUACCCAGAGUGGGAGCAUCCAAGAUCACAGUGGAAAGAAAUGAUGGAAAAGUGUUCAACUUCUGUAGCCUAGAAACUGUGAGGGAGGAUGUUCUGCUUACCCUCACUCCAUGUUAGGAGACUGCUGACAUGUAACUACUAAAUUAUCCUGCUAAUAAAAUGUGAUG
Messenger RNA from Carlito syrichta (Philippine tarsier), 1477 nucleotides. RefSeq names its product pancreatic lipase (gene PNLIP). The transcript has 13 exons. Gene Ontology annotation, molecular function: protein binding; triacylglycerol lipase activity. Bases 27 to 1427 code for a protein of 466 amino acids. Gene Ontology annotation, biological process: lipid metabolic process. Lineage: Eukaryota; Metazoa; Chordata; Mammalia; Primates; Tarsiidae. The record is from RefSeq and is a predicted model, not a curated record.